GUAUUUGAUCCUAACUUAAUUUUACGCCUGGGUAAGUGAGGUAAAAAGGUGAAGAGGUUCGAGUUCAACAGUUUCAGAUUUAUGUUCCUCAGGAUAAACUUGGAAAAAAAAUGUGGGGAUUUCCUCAUCUACAGUCUGUAGUUAAUAGUACCGUUGUUGUGUAAAUGUUUAUGCAUCGCUAUCUCUGGUCCUCUGAUCACUCAGAAUGCUUUCACAUCACAUGUCACAUGUCUUGGACCUGCGCUUGAACCCCUGACCCUUGACCCCGAGUCCUGAUACUGAGCCAGCCUGUCUUGUUACCCACUGUGACACAUCAUGAAACCAAACAUUUUAGGAAUUUGGGUUAUAAUUUUGUUUUUUCCUUGUUUUUCUUGUUGUCUACCCCCUCCUCCUCCUCUCUACCUCUUUAUCUCUCUCUCUCUAUUUGUCCUCCAGUAUUUAUUUUUGUGUGUGUGUUGCUAUUUAAGUCCUCCGGGAAUGGGAGUGGGAUUUCCUGCAACACAUCUACGCCCAGGGAAACGUGUCCUUUGCCAACUACUUUGUUGUGCCUGUCUAGAGGAGCUCUCUCAAACAAACACACACACACACACAAACUCACAUGGACACACACACCUUUUCCUUCCUGUCCCCUGGUCAGUAAGCGGUGACAGACAUGUUUUAUUUGUUUGACCCGGCGGUCAGGUGAGGUAGACAUGUUGAGAAAAACGCAUUAAAGCAGACGUAGAGAAACCUUCUUGAGUUCACAAUGCCUCAUGUUCCGCACAUCCACCACGUGUUGUGCUGUCACAUGAUCAUGCUUUAUGAAUAAACUCUCUCACUAAUAAAUAUUAUCCAUACAGGAAUAAAUAACUUGCUCUAUUCUGAGGUUUUGAGUCAUUUCUUUCACGAAAAUGAGCAAAAACUGCCCAUAAAAUCUUUGUGCACAUCUCUGAACAGGUCGGAUGAUCGUGCAUCUUCACUGUCAAUGUCCCAUCUGAUCGAUAAAACCAGUUCAUGACUAUAUCAUAAAUCACUUAAUUCAAAAUAAGUCAAACAGUCUUUUAAAUCACCUUGUUAAAUAAUAAGAGACUCACCUCUGCUCAUCUAGAUUCUUCAAUCUGUUAUCGUCCACUGAAUUUUUGCUCCUCUGCGUCCCCCUCUUCGCUCUCUCUCCUCUCACGACCCUGAGGAUGAUUUCUCAGUCAUUCCAGUUUAUGGGAGUUGUUGGGAGUGUAUCUGGACACGGCUUCCUGUAUCUUCCUGAUUGGUCAUGAAGAGAGUGCCCUGAGGCUUGAGCUAUGUACAGCACUGAGACACCGUAGUGUGUGUUUGUACGGGAGUUUGUGAGGACAGGAUCAGACUGUGAUCAACUUUGCUUUUGCUUUAGUUUGCAUUCACUUCUAAGAAAAUCUGAACUGUGGUUUUCCACCUUACAUGACAUGCUUUGCAGAGUAACCACAGGAAAGCUUUGAGGCUCAGCUGCAAGGCACAGACUUCAACUUGCAUUACAAUCAGACCCUGAACAUCGCCUCAUUGAAUCAAGGCGAAAUCUUGUAGAUGCAACUUUAUUUUUCCUCUUUUUUCCCUCUGAAAAUGUUGCAUCAAAUUUUAUGAUGACCCAUUAAGGUCAGGCCAGUUGUUUUCUACCUUGCAGCUUUCUUUCUGCUGCAUAACUUUAACACUUUGAGGAUCUGUGGAACAUCUAUGCUCAUAGAAUUUAAAUGUUCUUGAAUUUAAAUAUUAUAUGAGUCAUUCUAAGGACUUUCACCUUCCUUUUUGUCGGACAUCUCUGAACCAAUCCACACUGAAAUACAGAGGCCCAUCUUUGUGGAACCAACUACCUUACACUCUACAGUCAGCAUCUUCAUUAUCAUCAUUUAAACGGCACUUAAAGAGGUCAUUGCUGUGAUAGUUUUGAGUAGCUGAUCUUGGAUCCAUUUGAUUUGAUUGGAUUUGUUGACUGCCAUGUAGUUUAUAUUUACUUGCUACUGUUAGAUUUUAUUGUUGUUUCUGCAUGUUUAUUUUGUUUGUUUGUUUGUUUUUUGAAAACUUACACUGCUGCUUAGAUUAAUUGCAGCUAUAUCAGGGGAAGGUACUUUGACAAGCCUUUUUGGCUUCUAACCUCCCCUGCACAAUGCUGCUUAAAAUCUAUCAUGAAAUUGUUCUUUAUUUGUCAUGUGCAAAUGAAUAAACUAAACUAAAAUAAGCACAAAACAAACUUCAAUAACUUUUAGUUAUCAGAAAUGGUUACUAUUUUCCUCCCCUUUAUUUCUGAGACAGUUAAAUUAACCGUUUACUUUUUGCACUUGUAGUUCCUAACUCCUCCACUAGAUGCCGGUGUGUUUUAAAGCGAGGGCUCAUCUUUACAAAGAUAUCCAGAGCAGAAGUGAUAGAUAACUUCACAAAUGUACGCUGAGAAACAAACGAAAGACUUAUCCUUAUAGACUCAGAUUUACGAAGCAUUUUGAAUCAAGAAUAUUUCGUGAAGUUAAUGUUAUUAAGUAGACGGAAAAAUAAUAAGAAACGCGGUUCUGGAGUACAUGAAACGGCGUCGUCUGAAGACAGGAACCGGCUGUUGUGUUGCUAUCUCCGUGACACUUGAACAUCUUUGCGGCGUGUGGAAGAUAAACACUUAUAAUUCUUGCUAAUAGCUCACAUGAAAUCUGCUUUUUGUUUCUUUUGGGUGUGUGUUUCUCAUUGUUCACACCACAAGACUCUUCCUGACUUAUUCCUACUGCUAGUUUUGCCCACAGGAGCUGGUGUUGUUCAGUCUGGGCGACUUUAAUCCAGUGGUUUUUGCCGUCUUCUUGGAUAUUAGUUACAUAAUGUGUCGGCGUCGGUAAGCUGUUCGCCGAAUAACUCUUGUUUUCUGUUUCUGUGCUCCUGUUACACUCUUAAAAUUGGGGUAAAAGCGGUGAUAAAUAAUAAUGGCACUCAGCAGGAUUUACAUUAGCAUAGGUUAUGCUACCUUCGGCACCAUUGUUGGACUGUCUGCUUUCCUGGUAUGGAAUAUUGCAUAUAAACAACCGUGGACAGCAGCGAUGGGAGGCCUGUCAGGUAAGUUUACACACAUUUACAAUCAAAUAUCGUCUUAAAUGUUAAUGUAAUCCUAAGUUUUCUAAUUCAGGACGUUCAACACUCAUUGCAUCAUCGUAUUAAGGAAGUGUGAUAUCUACUGGAGCAAAAACAAUAAACAAGAAUAAUCCUUACAAACUAUGAGCAUCAGUUGUUUUUAUUAUCCCAAUUGUUUAUUGUUCAAUGUUAGCUGCACUAAUACUCUAAUGUCAGUCACAUUUCUGCAUAUGACCAGAUUUGGAGCUUAUCCCUGCCCUCAGCAUGAAUAAAUACCUUUCAGUCUGUCAUUAAGUAUUAUAGUUUCAAUGAAUGUGAUUAUGUUUUAUCAUGUGGACCUCCUCAUGUGUUAGGAGCUGACCGAUAUUAUGUGCUUAGAGUAUUUUUCCCAUCCAGAACCUAAGUGGGCAACCUUAUAUUAAUAAAUGAUAUUUCAAAUUCAACUUUAUUUUUAUGGCACUUUUCAGACAGGAAAUGCAGUUCAAAGUGCCUCACAGAAGCUAAAAACAAAAAAUUAACAAGAAUAAAACCCGAACCUCCCAUCCAAGGACCCACAUGCACACAUAAACACACACACAGUAUGAGAAUUUAAGAUAUAUUGUUGAAGAGACAUGGCCUGACACCGAGACGUUACGCGGGGAAAUUUGCAAUAAGAGAAGUAUAAAAAGGCAGUUAGUGAAAAGGUGAGUCUUGUGAUAAAGGUGAGAUAUGUGAUAAAUCUUCACGUGUCAGUUAUGGUAGAAUCACAUGUCUUCUUAUAGACUGUCACAACUAGAGCAACAGGUAAAUUCCAGCAUAGGAGCGACUUGCUGUUCUCUUUAACAGGAGAAAAAGGUCUGACUUAAUUUAUCUUGGUAUCAGGUUAAAUGUGUUUAAAAAUAUCAGCAUCUAUCAGUAUUGUGCAUCCUUUGUUUUCAGAUAUCCUUUGGAAAAACUGAAAGGCAUGCGCGAUAACAGCAGUCAAAAGCUUAAAAAGUUAUUUAUUGGUAUCAGCACUUAGCCGAUUUGUCCUCUGGAGAAGUCGUUUAUCUUGUAUGAAGUCAGUUUCUGAAACAAAUAAACAGUCGCAGUUAAAGUAACACUAUGGGCUGAAAUAUGUGCCACCAGAAACUGAAUUUGAAUCAUUUAUAUUUGAAUUGAAUUGUUAAACUUAAAAAAAUGAAUUAAAAAAGAUUCAGUUUCUUGUGGCACAUAUUUCAGCCUAUAUAACACACACACACACAAAAAUGUAUUUAUCGAUAUUGAUAUCAGUGUUGGCCAAAAUGAGUUUGAAAAUAUCGGCAUAUCUGAUAUUGUUAUAUCUUAGCAGGUACAAUUAAAUGCCAUAAAGUACAAGGUAACACAUUACAAUCCAAGUAUAGACACAGCAUAUUUAGGGAUGCACUGUUGUAUGGGUUGCACAUUUGUAUCAGCAAAUAUCAACCCUGUUGAUAUCUGCAAAGAAUGUGUCAAACUCUAACGUCAGAAGCUAAUGUUUUUCUAUAUCCUUUAGCAUCUUAUCUUAAUCAUUCUUUAGAGUUUGAAAGCUGUUACACCUCCUGGACAAACUCAUUUAUUUUAAUAAAAGAAACUGUGCCCACUGUAGGGAUAUUAAGCAGUAACAGCAACACGCUAAAUUACAACAGUACCAGCUUUGAUAUUCUUAACAUAAACAGGCAGUGUGCACCUAUCUUAACGGAGGAUACCAGGCCAUUAAAGCAACAAUAUAAAGUGCUUAGUGCAGUGUGAGGCAGCAGGCUGACUUUAAAGAGCAUUACUGACUGAGAUGAGUGGGCGUUUAAUGGGCGGCUGUGGUCAUCUCAAAUUUCCCAGCUUAGGCAAUAGUUGGUAUUUAUUUUGAUGGACAUACAAACAGUGAGAGAGGGGGAAUAAACACUAAAGCUUGGCUGUGCUCUCCUGUUGGUUAACUUUUUAGAGGAGAUGCUCAAUAACUUCGGUCUAGAGAGUAUUCCUCUUCAAUAUGAUCGGCAAAUAUUUCAACAUUUGGAGACAGCGGUGAAUACUUGUUUGUAAACUAAAAACAACAUUUUAAAGAGGUGGUGUUAUCCUUUCUUCAUAUUCUACAAUCAAAUAUUAAGUGAAUGUAUUGGAUGCCAGUACUAACUGUGGGCAAAGUUUCAAGUUGUGAGGUAAACUUGCUUGUUUAAACAGUUACAUAUAAGGAUGGGAAUCGAGAACCAGUUCUUGUCUAGAACCGGUUCCAAAUGGUUCAAUCCAUCGACAUCGUCUACACUUUAUCUUAAUGAUUCCUUUCUUCUGGGUGCCUUGAAAAACGGUCUUGUGAGAGCCAGUCUACAGGAACGAAAACAGAGACUUUGGGGACAAAAACAUGGGGAACGGUAUGAGAAGUAUGCAUAAACGAAAAGUGUGGCUUCAUUUUACUGAGAAAAACAACAACGGGUUUUGUGUAGAAGUUUUGAGUUUGUGCACCGUGGACUAACUGAGUUAAAAGCGCAUAAAAAACACUCGACCCGACUAAAAAAACCCUCAAAAUUUUGCGCACGACUCUGCCCCGCGUAGUAGUACUCUCUAGAAGACAAUAACACCCACUCUGUUCUUUUUUUGUAAAUUUUAUUUUUCCAUUCAAACUUUUAGGGUCAGAUUUGGGGUCCGAAACAUUGUCCAGAUUUUUAUUGUUUGUUAUUUUAAGUAAACGAGCAGCGGAAGAGGCUUCUAGAAAGCUGGGAGGGGGAGCUUCAAUAGAGCAUUUUGGAUGGAGGGUGAGAUAAAGUUAGAGUUUCCGGGGUUUUAAAUCACAUUUAGCACCACAAAGGUAUCAAAGAGAGAGAGUAAUAAAACCUAAAUGAGCCUACCAGCCCUUCUUUGAAAUGUAAUUGGAGUAAAAUGAGGUUGUGUCUCAUUUUCAUGCAGUAGUGAAACUUUCAUUUUUUCUGUGUUUGCCUUGUUUUAAAAUGCUUUACGUUAAAGUGUUUGCGUGUUUGUCCUUCCUCAGGAGUUUUGGCGCUCUGGGCUCUCGUCACUCACAUCAUGUACCUUCAGGACUUCUGGCGUACCUGGCUCAAAGGCCUCAAGUUCUUCAUCGCUGUCGGUGUGCUCUUCUCGGCCGUGGCAGUCGCCGCCUUCGUCACUUUUCUAGCUCUCGCCAUCACACAUGAACAAUGUAAUAUCACCGAGUGCAAAUUAAUCAGUAUCAAUAAAUAGUGAAGAGGAUGUGUGUGGUGGUUUAUUCAUCACUCUGCUCUGUCUGUCCUCCAGCUCCUGCAGACCCCAGAAGCCUCUACCUGGCCUGUGUGUGGAGCUUCCUGACCCUCAAAUGGUCCUUCCUCUUGGCCCUUUAUUCGCACAGAUACCGCCAGGAGUUCGCCGACAUCAGCAUCCUCAGCGAUUUCUAGUCAGUGCUGGUUUCUUUUUUAGGCCACAAAGGACUCUGAGGGUUGGUAACAAAGAAAAGGAAAAGCAGAUACAACAAGAUUUCAAAGUCGGCUGACUUUUACCCCAUGGAGUUGCACUUGUUUAAGAAGCUCUGUAUUUGUAUUGUUUCCUGUUCCACUACUUUAUAUGACCCAGCCCAUAUUUGUGUGAGUCUAAACCUCUGCUGCUUUAGAAGGAAGUGCUAAAAGUGACGACGAGGAUGGUUGUCAGACAGGUCUUAUCAGGGUUUUUCUCUGUUCUUUGUUUGUCUACUCACACUUCUAAGACACAAAAGGCUUUUAAUCGAAUCGUGAAAGUGAAAGUAAAAAUACUCUCAAAACUAAAACUUUGCUCCUCAAACUCUGACUAUGCUAGAUUUAAACUUGUUUAUUAAGAAGCUUGAAUGUUUCCCUUUUAUAACUGCAGUUCUCGACCUCAGACUCGUCACUCCUCUGUGUCUUACAGUCUGCUAUAAGCUCUUUUAAAUGUCUCCAAGCACUUUCAAGAUCAUUUUUUUUUAAAGUCACUGCUUUUAUUUCUCCCCUUGAGAAAAUUCUGUUGUGUAGAAAUCGUGCUGUUUGUCUGUUUCUCCACCAGAGGGAGACACACUUUGUUCUGUCACCUCAAAAGUUCUUACAUUCCUCCCACAAGAAAAUGGAUUUGAUUGAUACUUGCACUUUAGUCUUUGAUAACGACGCCCUUGUUUUGCACACAAAUCCUGUUACAAAGGUGAGGGAGGGUUGUGUCCUUUUUACACAUUGUCAUCCUGUUACUAUCACCCUUUUUAAUGAUAAAAACACACUAUUUAUAUGUGUCGUUGAUUUUACAGUUAGUCUGAUUUAUGUAGGUCAAACAGAGUAGUCUUAAUGAUGUAGUCUCAUGUCUACCUUCAAAUAUGUCAAAUUAAUUUGUGUCAAUGAUGAGAGAAUGAACGUGUGACUGUGUAUAGAAACUGAUCCCAUUAAAGUUCAACUGAUUGUUCGUUUUCGU
Molecule: messenger RNA, 7413 nt
Organism: Xyrichtys novacula (pearly razorfish)
Lineage: Eukaryota; Metazoa; Chordata; Actinopteri; Labriformes; Labridae
Source: the annotation of a GenBank genome assembly